UUGAAAUUCCAACUUAAAACAGAUUUUCAGUGCAUCACAGAUAGAGCACAAGCACUCAGUAGGUAGGUUAUUAUGUAGGUAUUAUAAUAGGUUAUUAUGAAAAAACACAACCAUAUCCAACAACAAUCAUGUUGUUAAUUAUGAAAACAUUUCAGGGAUGCUCUCGAAGUAGAGCACGUCCAUCACUCCCCCUGGGUGACGCAGUUUUCCAUGAUGUGUCAGCUCCUUGUAAGGUCCCCUCAAUUCCGAGCAAGAUCAUGACACAAGCAAAUAAUCAGCCACAGCACGUGCAGAAUGACAGGUAGGUGAGUCUGAUCCCCCACAUUUCCAGUCCAGUCUCAGAGUUCUGACACCAAGGUGUGGGAUACCAGCUCUGGUCUCAACAGGCCGUAUCCUAAAAAGCAAGAGUUCUCAUUCAGAGACUGUUCUUGGUCACUCACAGACUGUCUGUGUCACUGCUAUUGUUUCAGGAAACUUUCAGAAAAUGCCAGAAGGCAGAAAACCACUGCGGAGACUCUCCCGCACCCCUCUUCCAGACCAGGGUCCACCACGAAAGUCCCGCAAGAAACUUCAAGUCAUCAUCUGUGUACUGCUUGUGGAGCUGUGUGAAAGAUUCACUUUCUUUGGGAUUGUAGGCAACACUAUUCUCUUUUGCACUGUGAAGCUGGGAUACAAUAACUAUCUGGCUGCAACAGUCAACUUGUGCUUCAUAGGAGCCAGUACCCUCACCCCUGUUCUGGUUGGAUGGUUUGCAGAAACUUGCCUAGGAAGGACUAAAGUGCUCUACUUGUGUGCAUUUCUUCAUUUCUUUGGCACCGCCAUGCUGCCUGUGGUCGCAUUCCCAUUCGAAGAUUUCUACAUUGACACUCAUCACAUGACUCAUCAGCUGGAGCCUCGGGAGCAGCAGAUCCUGUUCUACAUCGGGCUCCUGGCUGCUGCGCUGGGCAUCGGUGGCAUCAGGGCCAUUUUGUGUCCCAUGGGGGCGUACAACCUGCAGGGCUACAAUCAGCACCAGCUCCUGUCCUUCUUUAACUGGUUCUACUGGCUGGUCAACCUGAAUUCCACUGUGGUUUUUCUGGGUAUUGCUUACAUCCAGCAGUCUGUGGCCAGAAAUCUGGGCUUCCUUAUUCCUUUCACCUCUGUGCUGCUAGCGCUCAUCGCCAUACACAUGAUACGCAACAAUCUAACCUACAAGCCAAAGAAAGGUGGAUCUUUACUUACCACUUUGGGAGUUUUUCUAAACUCUCUGAGGAUGUGUUGCCUCCACUCUCGCCAUCUGAGUGGAGAUGUGGCAUCUUGGCUGGACCGGGCCAAGGAGAACAAUGGCGGUUGUUACAGUGAAACACAUGUAGAAAACGUCAAAGUCCUAGCCCGGCUUUUCCCUCUUUAUGGACUUCAGCUGCUGUACAGAGUCUGCAUCACACAGAUUCCCUCAGGUUACUACAUACAAACGAUGAACUCAAACCUUCACAUGUCUGGCAUCCUGUUACCUAUUGGUGCCAUGAAUGUGAUCAGCAUCCUACCUCUGUUGGUGUUGGCCCCACUGAUUGAGUUCGUCACCACUUUCUACCUCUCCAUGGAAAAAACUCCAUUGGCCCCUGCAAGAGUCAUUACUGUUGGCCAUGUAUGUGCAGCCUUGUCAGUCCUGCUGGCAGGCUUGUCUGAGCUGCAGAGGAAGGCUUAUCCUUUGGUGGAGCAGACUCUAUCUGGGAAGGUUCUGCAAGUUUCAUCCAUGCCAUGUUUCCAGCUGGCUCCCCAGUACAUCCUACUGGGCUUAGCUGAGGCUCUUGUCACACCUGCAUGUUCACUCAUCUCUUUCCAGCUGACACCCAGCCACAUCAGGGGCAUCUCACUGCACUUCCUCACUCUGUCCUACGGAGGGGGCUGCUUUCUCGGAGCCUUCAUCAUUCAACUGGUGUACUUUCUCUCUGGAGGGAACUUCAUUCCAAAUACAUUGCAUGAUGGGAAUCUGGAGCGGUUCUUCUUCCUACUGGCCACACUGAUGGCUAUUAAUACAAUUUUGUUUUGGAGUAUAUCAUACAGGUACAUAGACCUUAGUGUGCAGGGUAAAGCACUGACCAUCAGCCCUCUGACUGAGAAGCUACUGCAUUACAAAGCCUGUCUACGCUUUUACGACACAAUGGAUCGCUCCUAUACAAACAACUCCAUUGACUCUAUUUUAUGA
This is a messenger RNA of Sphaeramia orbicularis (orbiculate cardinalfish), 2185 nucleotides long. RefSeq names its product solute carrier family 15 member 5 (gene slc15a5). The coding region runs from base 485 to 2185 and encodes 566 amino acids. The transcript has 9 exons. Gene Ontology annotation, biological process: transmembrane transport. Gene Ontology annotation, molecular function: transmembrane transporter activity. The record is from RefSeq and is a predicted model, not a curated record. Lineage: Eukaryota; Metazoa; Chordata; Actinopteri; Kurtiformes; Apogonidae. Gene Ontology annotation, cellular component: membrane.